CCAAUUACAAUCUCUUUGCACAGUUCACAGUUUCACUAGUAGCCAUUAUCAACUACUCUAAACUUGAUCUUUUUUCAGUGAGUAGAGUAAAAUCCCAAGAUGCCUCUUCCAUUAAUUCAAACCACCUCAAUAUUUCCAUCAUCUUUACAAUCAACAUCAACAUUAACCCAUUUUAAACUGUAUAAUUACAACCCAUUUGCUAAUUCUUCUAAUAGUAAUCCCAAUUUCCUUCCCAAAUCUUUUCUACCUGGAAUUCCACUAACCCUAAAAUAUUUUCUCUAUUCUAGAGCUUAUUAUUGUAAAAAGAAUUACUUUGGUCAGUCUAAUGCAAAUGCAAUUUGUGCUACUUUGCUUGAUAACCCUAUUUUAUGGGUUGGUAGAUUAUGCGUUUUUUAUGCUCUUUUGAAGACUGGUUUAGCUGGAUCUCAAACCAAUCCUCUUGUUUCAGAUUUAGGUGAUGGAAUUAGUAAUGAUGGUGCUGAUUUGGGAUUCUCUAAGUGGUUGGAAAAGUUCCAAAAGAAUCCAGACAAAGAAGCUUCUGACAAGCGGAAGUUGGUAAGCAAAUGGCAUCCCACAACAAAGGGAACACUUAGGAGGAACUAUAGGGUUCCUUCCAAACGAGAAGGACAACGGCUUCUUAAAGCUAUCGCUUCCUUACUCUCCGAGGAUGAUCACUUUGUAGAUGCUUCUUCCCACAAGGGUUGUCAAAUUAGAAGGGAAAGUGCACAUGGAGAAAGUGUAUGUUGCAACAAUGUAAGAGCCCUCUUUGAUGAGCUGCCAACGCCACAUAUUAUUGUUGAGAUUACACCCUUUCCUGCUGGACCGUUAACAGAGAAGGAUUACACCAAAGCUGAAAAGCUGGAGAAGGUGCUUCGAUCCAGCCCUACGGUUUAAUUUUUAUGUGUAUCUUGCCCUGUAACUUUGUAAAUAACGACACCUGACCCAGCUUUCCUUUGAAACCCAAACUUGUGUACCUUUUCGUCCUGCUUUGUUCGAAGAUUACAUCCAGUUGUACACUUGUACUGUCCUCAUAAACAUUUUCAUAUUGAAUGGAGCAUAGAUUUUAAUUGUUAUAA
Amaranthus tricolor (Joseph's coat) is the source of this 1076-nucleotide messenger RNA. RefSeq lists its product as uncharacterized. The record is from RefSeq and is a predicted model, not a curated record. Bases 100 to 894 code for a protein of 264 amino acids. Gene Ontology annotation, cellular component: chloroplast envelope. Lineage: Eukaryota; Viridiplantae; Streptophyta; Magnoliopsida; Caryophyllales; Amaranthaceae. The transcript has 4 exons.